Molecule: messenger RNA, 1834 nt
Organism: Biomphalaria glabrata
Lineage: Eukaryota; Metazoa; Mollusca; Gastropoda; Planorbidae
Exons: 5
Coding region: 404-841 (145 amino acids)
Source: RefSeq, a predicted model, not a curated record
ACUUGUGCCACUAAAGUACGUAGACUAUCGAUUUCCUGUGUUUCUCUUUGGAAUGUGCUGAUCCAAUAGUGUAGGCCUAUAUUUGGCAUUCAUGUUGGGAAGUCUUUUUCUAAAUACAUGUGUUUGUGUGUCGUGCCUUUUCUUUAAGUACGGAAAGUUUGUUUCGUUAAAAAGAGAUCAAAGGGAAGUGAGCUCAGGUUUAUUAAAAAGUUAUAAGUGAAUUCUAUAAAUAGCAAGGUUAACAAUGGAAAGAAACUGAACGAGAGCUUUGUGUCAAUUCAUUCGGGAACUUGUUUUGGCUAGAAGCUAUUUCAAUCAUUGUAACAUUUGACAAAGUGGCAUAAAGUAUAAUUAUUCUUGACUUGCUGAGAGAUAAUUGCUCUAAAUCACGAAUUUGAUCAAUAUGGAGCACCAUACUAGUGGCUUGCUAUUUUCAUAUUCCAAGCAAAAUGCGUAUCACGACACCUGCAUCCCGAGACCUGUAGUGCCUCCACCUGAGUUCACUCCUGGCAAAGCUCAGGGCAAAGAUUUCAGUAAAUUGGACGCUAUCACACAGUCCGUUAUAUGGAAAGAAAAUGUACACGCAGAACAGCGGUGCUUGAAAAACUGGGAAAACAACUGGGGCUUUCUAACAGAGUACGACGCUAAGGGAAAUGUGAAAGAGAAAGAGGAGCUUCCGGAGAAAUCCAACAUGUUUAGUGACAACGUCCCGAACACCAAUUCCGGAAACUACGGCAGCAGACUUGACAAGGAUUCUGGGAAAGCUAUGCAGAGCUUAGAGUUCAAAUUUUUCAGUGAGAGCAGACGCAAGAAGCUGCCGGAAGAAAUGAUUUGUUAUUAAAUUGCGAUGUCGUUUUUUUGUUAAGGAUUAUGUUGUUAUCACAUUGUAAGAGAAACGAUUGUAUAUUAAGGUUGUUAUUCAUUUUAUAAUUGAAUGUAUUUCAUUCCCUGUUUCAUAAUUAGCCAUUAUCGAGCACAAUACAGAUAAGAGAAGGAUUUAAGGCUUAACUCUUUUUCUCCACAUCGACGAUACCAUCGUUGAUUUUGACCUCAUUUAAUAAAAUUAAUGUUUACUUUUUAAAACGUGACUUUGAAUUAUAUAAAAAAGAGCACGCAGUUCCCUUUAAGUCUAGACCAAAUACAACAUUUUCUGAUAACAAACAACAAAGCUGCUGAAGCCCAAUCAUAACAGGUGUAGUGAAAUAGUAAUGAGCAAAAUAACCCAAAACGUGAACAAUUAAUUACGGAGAGAAAGAGUUAAAACAAUCGUAUCUCUGCAAUUAUGUUUUGUGGCCAAAUAAAAAUGAGGGACGAUGCUCUAGACAUGACUAGUACGAUCAAUUAGCGAUACUUAGUCAUCGAAGGAUCGAUACUUUUAGACAUUUUUAUGUGCUCGCGUUGUUUAACAACUUUAUCACAUAACUCUCAUAAUUAAUAACAGAUUAAUUUAUUCUUAAGAUGUUGAUAUUGGACGCUUGGUACUAACAUCAAAGGUCACACGCUUGCGUUUCAGUUCAACAUGAGACGCUGUUUUUUUACGAGCGCUGAGUAAAAAAGAGAGAGAAAGAAAGAGAGAGAGAGAAAGAAAGAGAGAGAGAGAGAGGUAAUAGGAAAUUCACACACACGCAGACGCUAUAGAUAUUCAAAAUUUUUCCAUAAUUUAUAUUUGUAACUGAUUUGUACUCAAAGUGUUGCCUCUGUCUCAUUACGAACUUAUUUUUUUUGUUAAACUUUUGAUUUGUAUUUCAUACGAGGAAGGUCAAAUACAAAAGUAUUUGUCUCAUUGAAUACAAUAAACAGCACAUUAUAAAAUGUCUGGUGUUACACACUAUGA